AUGUCUACUGAUAUUUUGCGUGAUGAAGACCACAUACAAUCCAGGUCUAUCGCAGUCAUCACCUGCAGCACUCGUUCCUCCCGCAUCGGUCAUUUGAUCGCACAACAUAUCAUCGUCGAACUUGACUCUCAUCUCUCCAAGCUCAAGAGAAAUGAUCUUCAUCUGUCUCACAUUGACAUGCUCUCGCAUCCGCUAAAACUUCUCGAUGAGCCGGGCAUACCUUCUAAAUUUCCAGCAACAAACCCAACUGCACAUUACACAAAGGCACACACUCGUGAUUGGUCGAUCGAAAUUCUCAAACACAGUGCUUUCAUUUUCGUCGUUCCUCAGUACAACUGGGGCUAUCCGGGGUGA
Molecule: messenger RNA, 354 nt
Organism: Botrytis sinoallii
Lineage: Eukaryota; Fungi; Ascomycota; Leotiomycetes; Helotiales; Sclerotiniaceae
Exons: 1
Coding region: 1-354 (117 amino acids)
Molecular function (GO): oxidoreductase activity
Source: RefSeq, a predicted model, not a curated record